AUGCAUUUCGCAUACCCUCCACGAAAGUCGUCGAACCCGCCGCCUUUCCGGCCCCGGACGUCCGCUCUUCCGACAAUACGAAGCAGACGUCUGAAAACCAUUGUCCUUGCCGGCCUGGCAUUCGUGACAUUACUAUGGCUCUUCCAAACAGGGCGCCGUAAUCGACACGCGCCACCGGCGUACCACAAGCCGUCGGGCAACCCGCCGGUGGUGAUAGUCACAGUAUUCAACGAGGGCAAGUAUGGAAAGGGGUACUUGGAUACGGUCAAGGAAAACAGGCUAAAAUAUGCCGAGAAGCAUGGUAUCUCACCAUCACCACCACCGAAUUCAGGUUACGGCACCUUUUUCGUCAAGUCCUCCGACUACGACCUCCGCGGCGCACCUACCUCGUGGGCCAGCCUCCCCGCCGUCCGACAUGCCAUGACCAAGUUCCCCGAUGCGUCGUACAUCUGGUACCUCGAUCAGAACGCUUUCAUCAUGAACCCGCUGCUGAAGAUCGAGGAGCACGUCAUGAAGCCAUCGAGGCUGGAGGAGCUGAUGAUCAAGGACCAUCCCGUUGUGCCGCCCGACAGCAUCAUCAAGACAUUCAGCCACCUCAAGGGACACGACGUGGAUUUCGUGUUGACACAGGACAAGGACGGUCUGUCUUCGAGCAGCUUCGUGGUAAAGAAUGGAGAAUGGGCCAAGUUUUUCAUCGAGACUUGGUUCGAUCCCAUCUACAGGAGUUAUAAUUUCCAGAAGGCGGAGCAGCAUGCCUUGGAACACAUCGUCCAGUGGCACCCCACAAUCCUGGCCAAGCUCGCUCUCGUGCCCCAGCGCAUCUUGAACUCGUACAGCAAGGAGAAGGGUGGGCAGGAGUACAAGGAGGGAGACCUUGCGGUGCGCCUCUAUGCUUGCGGCGAGGCUGGCGAGGAUACUUGUGAAACCGAGUCGCAGAGGUUCGCUCAGUGGAAGGCCGCAUUCCAGAACUCAUGAGAGGGCAGGCGGAGGUCAAGGGAUGGAUGGAGGAUAGCAGGCGAAAGAAGGCACAUUCAGCUUCUUCAGUAUCAUGAACACAAC
Molecule: messenger RNA, 1059 nt
Organism: Neurospora tetraspora
Lineage: Eukaryota; Fungi; Ascomycota; Sordariomycetes; Sordariales; Sordariaceae
Product: galactosyl transferase GMA12/MNN10 family-domain-containing protein
Exons: 3
Coding region: 1-975 (324 amino acids)
Biological process (GO): protein N-linked glycosylation
Cellular component (GO): mannan polymerase complex; Golgi membrane
Molecular function (GO): alpha-1,6-mannosyltransferase activity
Source: RefSeq, a predicted model, not a curated record